This is a messenger RNA of Plasmodium knowlesi strain H, 5343 nucleotides long. RefSeq names its product SICAvar, type I. The record is from RefSeq and is a predicted model, not a curated record. The transcript is spliced from 10 exons. NCBI's taxonomy places the organism in Eukaryota, Apicomplexa, Aconoidasida, Haemosporida, Plasmodiidae. Bases 1 to 5343 code for a protein of 1780 amino acids.
AUGGCGCAGAAGUUCGCAGGAGUGUUAACAAAGUGGAUGCAAAAUGAGGGCGGAAGUGCGGGGCAACGGGGUCAGAUCAACAGCAACACCGCCUCUCAAAAAUUACAGGAUGAAUUGAAGAAGAUGUUUGAAGAAUUACGGACGCGUAUAGAGGAAAUGAACUUCCCAAAGGAGAUAAACAAUGCAUGCGCGAGUGCCGGGACUAAGUACGGGGACCAUGACAAAUUAAUAUGUAAAACUCUCCUACGAACAGUUUAUUGGAUGAAUGGAAUAGCUGAAAGUGGUAAACCGAAAGUCGGCGGUAGCGACCAGGGGGGAGAGCAAGGACUAAGGGAUUAUUUUAGGUGCAUAGUAGGUUACAGUGCUAUGGCCAAAUUGCUCAGUAAUAAACGUGAUGUGCAGAAAAUUGUGCAAGCUGUCCAGGAUGCUGCGACAGGAGGAAUAAAGGACGAAGGGAAUGAGAAUAUUAAUAAGAAGUGCGAAAGUGUUACAUUAGAAGAUAUGGAAUUCGGUUCACAAAUUUUGGGGGGUAGUUUAGAAGAAUGGGUGCGACAGGGAAAUAGGAACAGGCGGAUGAUGAGUCUGUACCUCAGUUGGACAUUAGGGGGAGGGGGGACAGGGACGGAGGGGGAAGAAAUAGACGAAAAUAAGGAUCAGAAGAAAGGAAUUCUGGAGUUGUUUAAGGACAAAAAAGCCGCUGCCUUAUACAAGAAAGUUGAUCCGGGAGUCCAACUUCCCGGGGGGAGUCCAACUUCACCAGAAGGGAAAUUUGGGCAAGUGCUGAAGGACGCGGACUCAUGCGAAACAGAAGACAGUGAUAACAUACAGAACUGUCUAAAGAAAAAACUGGAAUUAACAAUAGGUAAACCAUGUAAUAGCAGUGAAUUCUGUAAGCGCUUAGAAUGUGUAUUGAGGAAGAAAAGGGGAUUGGAUGGCAACUCUGCAAAUACGACAACGAAGGACGAUAAAGUGCAGGAAGAAGUCAAAGCGGAAGUUACCAGCGCAGCCACAAAUAUAUCUACCAGUGGGACCAGCGACACCGAUGUAGACCAGUACUGCAGUACCGUUCAAUGUACCAAUGGUAAUGCAGAUGGUUGUGUGAGCAAGGAAACAUGCAAAAUUAUUGUUAAAGCAUUGAAAGAGGUACAUAAAAUUGGGAAAGGGGGACAAGGUUCUGAUGGGGACAAAGAGAUUAAUCGAAUAUUUAAAUCUACCAUUCACUGUAUGGCGCUCAAUGCAUUUAUACAGAAAUUAAAGCAGCAGGCGGACCAAGGUGGUUAUGGUUGUGCUGUACAGAGAGGAAUAGAUAAGGCCUUUGAUGAAAAGAAUCUGAAGAAUAAACGUAAGGAAUGGUGUGGGAAGAGUAGUAAUGUGGAUGGUUCCUGUGAGGAAUGUGGAAAGGACCUUCAGGUGUGCACGGGUUCUAGCAUUGGGAAGGACUUUCUGUCUGAGACAGUAAAGCAGGAGUUAAACAAGGACACCAACACCAACAUACAACCAACAUUGGACAACAUACAUAGUCAAGCCACUUUAUGUGAUCGUCUACACUGUGCUAUAGACCACUGGAAGAUAGCAAAAGGAGCAGGACAAACACCAGGAAGCAACGACGAAGAAUUUUGGACAGGGAAUGAUAGCCCCGUGAAGACACUGUGGGAUGAAUUAGCAAGGAAAAUGAAAGAUAAUGGGGGUACCCGUACUACUGGAAAUGGAACUGAUUGUGACUCAUUUGAAACUGACGCUGAAAAGAAGGCAUGCAAUUAUUUGAAUACCGGCUUCAAACAACUAUACGAGCCGGAUCCGACGACGUCGUCGUCGUCCGGAACUGCUAACAGUGAAGUUUUAGGCAACCCAUCGUUCAGACAAACGAUGGGUUGUUUCUUACUUCAUUCUUAUGCAAAAUAUAUGCAAAAAAAUGCAACUUGUAAUAUUGAAGAAGGGAUAAAACAGGCAUUUGAUUCGUGGCAGGAUCUGAAGAAUAAAGCUCCAACUUCUUGCAAUGGUGCCAAUGGCAAGGGACCUUGUGUCCCUUGCCAAUGGAAUGAAGACAACUUUAAGAAUUGCUCUAUUAACACAAAUGGCGCAGCCGUCGCUGCCCCAAAUUACAAGGUUGAGGACAAAUUGAAGACCAUAUUCGAGGACGGCAACAACGACACCAACAUUAGUGCAAUGCUAACUAAAAUAAAUAAAAGGGAUAAAUUAUGUGACCAUAUGAAAUGUAUAGCAUCCCAUUUAAAUUCCACCAACGGACAGCAUAAAUCGGACAACUUCUGGAAGGAUGAUGUUAAGAAAUUGUGGGAAGAUUUGGCAAAAGCAAUGAUGCAGACAAAUGGCAAAGGCACUGUAACUGAGUGUAAUGGAUUCGAUAAUCCAUCUGCGGAAAGGGCAUGCAAUUAUUUGCAUGCCGCUUUCACCAAACUGAAGGAACUUUCACAGCCCACAGCGUCUCAAAACAAAAACGGUGAAAUCCUGUCUAAGGACCCAUCGUUGAAACAAGCGAUGGGUUGUUUCUUACUUCAUUCUUAUGCAACACACAUUAAAGGGAAGUCGACUUGUGUCAUUGAUGCUGGUAUAAGCAAAGCAUUUAAUUCGUGGCACGACCCAAGUAAGAAAGCAUCUUCCAUUUGCAAUGGCAGUGGCACGGAACCUUGUGUUCUGUGCCAAUGGAAUGAUAAGGACUAUGACACUUGCAAAAUUAAAACAAAUGGCGCAGGUGGCACGGCGCCAACGGAAGUGAAGACGAAAGUAGACGCUGUGCUAACUAACGACAACUCCAACAUUAGUACAAUGCUAACUGAAAUAAAUAAAAUGACCACUUUAUGUGAUGGUUUACAAUGUAUAGCAUCCCACUUAAAUUCGCCUAACGCAAAAACGAAGAUUCCAAGUGUGGACAAAUUUUGGGAUAAGACUGGCGAAGUUGCCGACUUAUGGAACACACUGUCCAAAGAAAUGACAGAUAAAGGCAAAAACGGAAGCGUAGCUGAAUGUAAUACCAUGGAUGAUGGCAGUGCCACUGGUGGCACUGCCAAUGGCAGACCUGCCACGAAACCUGAAAAAAAGGCAUGCAAUUAUUUGCAUGCCGGUUUUGAAAAACUGAAGCAACUUUCAAAGCCCUCAACGCCUCAAACCCAAAACGGUAAAAUUUUGGAUGAAAACCCACUGUUAAGACAAACAGUGGGUUGUUUCCUUCUUAAGGAAUAUGCAAAACAAAUGCAAAGUAAAUCAAAAUGUGUUAUCGAAGCAGGUUUAAAAAGCGCUUUUAAUUCAUGGAAUUCAAGUAAUAAUGGUAAUUGCAGUGGCACGGAACCUUGUGUUCCGUGCCAAUGGAAUGAUGCCAACAUUGACGAGUGCAAAAUUAACACAACAGGCGCAGAUGGGAGCACAACCCAAACGGAAGUAACGCAAAAGUUAACAUUAGUUCAGCCUAAAAUUGACGGCACCGCAACUACCACCAUGGAAGAAGUAAACAAAACCGAGUUCUUAUGUGAUAAACUCCAAUGUGCCGCAUCCAAUUGGUUCAAACAGCACGCAACAACGACGAAUGGUACUGAUAAGAAGACUUGGUGUAACUUUUGGGAUGAAGGCGUCAAACCCAAACUGGAGGAGAUGUUCACAGCAAUUGAGACGAAUGGAGGGAACCCUAAUAGUUCAUGCAGUGACUUUGGUGAUGGUAAUGUUGAUAGUGUUGAAAGAAAAGCAUGUAAUCAUAUCACGGCAGGAUUAAACUACAUUGAUAAUAUUCAAGGUAUUCACAACGGCCAGCCGAGUGCAAAAGAAAAUGACAAGUUUUUUAAACAAACUAUGAUGUGCGCAGCACUUAAUUUUUACGCUGAUCAAAUAAAAGAAAAGUCUCAAGAUAAAUGUCCUAUUGAUGAGAUAAAAAUAAGAGAAAUGUUUAAUGAAUGGAAUGGAAGUAAUAAUAAGUGCUUGACCUCUGGUGAUAAUACUAAAGAUUGUUUUGUUUGCCAGAGGCAAAGGGAAGACUUUAAUAAUUGCAAACUCCUCGUUGACAGCAAUUUGGUUAAUACAUCAUCAACAUCACCACAAAAUGGAACUUGCAAUAAUAACGCAACUGAAGUGAAGACUCAAAUUGACGGUCUUCUGAACGACUCUACCAUCAAAAUGAAAGAAACAUUAUCCAACAUAAAUGAAAUGAAAACUUUCUGUACUCAACUCCAAUGCGCAGCAAAGAAAUGGAAAUCGUCCAAAAAUCGCAAAAAUGGCAAAAAUGGCCAAAUUGGAACACUAUCUUGGAGUGACAUACACAGUGCCGCUGAAACUGAAUUAACGGCACUGUUGCAUCAUAUGACGCAGUCUAAAAAUCAGGAGGAAGUUGCUAUAUACUGCAAUGACGACGCUAAUUGGAGUAAACUUGGUCAUAAACAAAGCAAAACAAAUAAAGCAGCUUGUUUACAUUUUGCUGCAGGACUGCAGCACAUUUAUACCCACGGUAAUGGCUACCAGACGGGCCAGUUUAAGGGCCCAUCGUUUGAACAAACGAUGGGUUGUUUAUUUCUUAAAGAAUAUUCAAAACAAUUGCAAACAAUGGCAAAUGAUAAGAAAAGGGGAAAUAGUUGGGUACAUCCCCAUUGUAGCAUAGAGGACGGUAUAAAUCACGCUUUUGGUGAAAGUAAUGCCAUUAUGAAUGCAUCAUCUAAAUGCAAUAAUGGUCCUAAUUCUUGUUUUGUGUGCACAUUGGACGAUAAGAACGAUUAUAAAGAUUGCUCCAUUGGCAAUGACAAAGUACCGGACAAAGUUGAACCAAUGUUCACGGACGACCAAACGAAACAAAAACAAAUGCAAGAAACAUUAGAGAAUACAGUCUGUCCCAUCCUUCUUACGGAUAUCCUUACUCCUUUUCUUCCUUUGGCUCCUGUCUCUAUUGGUCUUUCUGCUAUGGCUUAUUACCUUUGGAAGUAUUUUGGUCCUCUUGGUAAAGGAGGAGCACGUUUCCGAAGAUCUCCUGCUGAAAUUCCUGGUCCAUCCGUACAGGAACAAGUCCUUGAUCAUGUGCAACAAGAUAGUUCACAUGAAUAUCGAUUGGUGAAGGAACGAAAACCUCGUUCUGCUCCAACAAGAACGAAACGUUCUGGUCGCGUGAAUCGUCGAACGAUUAUUGAAAUUCAUUUUGAAGUGUUGGAUGAAUGUCAAAAAGGCGACACACAAUUGAACCAGAAGGAUUUUCUGGAACUUUUGGUUCAAGAGUUCAUGGGAUCCGAAUUAAUGGAAGAAGAACAGGUUCCUAAGGAAGAAGUUCUUAUGGAAGGUGUUCCUAUGGAAAGUAUUCCUUUGGAGCAGGUUCCAAUGGAACGUGUUCCAAGUUUAGGUUCCGGGUUAAUGGUUUAG